Epinephelus lanceolatus (giant grouper) is the source of this 2259-nucleotide messenger RNA. RefSeq lists its product as uncharacterized. Gene Ontology annotation, cellular component: nucleus. Gene Ontology annotation, biological process: regulation of gene expression. Lineage: Eukaryota; Metazoa; Chordata; Actinopteri; Perciformes; Serranidae. The record is from RefSeq and is a predicted model, not a curated record.
AAUUACAGAACAAGUACAGAGCAUCUCCCGCUCCUCUGACCAGCGAUUUGUACACAAUCAUCCUAAAGUGAGUGACAUACAGGCGUGUGCAGGUGAAUAUAUUUAUUUGUGUUUGAGUAAGAAGCGGAAGUCGGCGUCAACAUGGAGAACUGCGGCUUCCAGAGCCAGAUACUGUCCGUCAUGGAGGUCCUGGCCAAGGCGGCCGUGGCGGAGAUAAACCGGCGUGUGGAUGACAGCUGCGCGGUGCUCCGGCUGGAGGUGAGCCAGAGCCGGCGGGACAUCGACCUGCUGAAGAGGAAGUGUGAGGUGAUGGAGGCUGAGCUGAGGAGGACCAGGAUGAGAGCUAGGAGGAAAGUGUUUUAUCCUCCAGCAGCAGAGAGAUUCACCUCUUUAGUCAAAGUAGUGUUGAACAAAGACAGACAGAGCACAGACUGGGAUGCUGAGACUCAAAAUCAACCCCAACAGUGUGCAGAUGCAGAGCCUGCUAAUGAAGCUGAACACAUAAUGAUCAAAGAGGAGUGCGCGGAGGAGGACAUGUGGAACUCAGAGGACAAACUGAUCUCUGAAGCCGAGCAGCCGCCAUGUUUCGACACCUCACAACCUGCCCAGGCUGACAGCUUUGUAGAGCGUUACCACUCAGCUGAGAGCCCAGCUGACCACGGCUCUCUGGUUUCCCCAACAGACGGCUACAGCACUUUCCCAGAGCAGCAGCUGAACAGAAACCAAACUGGGGCAGAGCUUAUAGUGAAACACGAGAAUGAGGAAGAGCCCAAUGAGAACGCAGCUCCUCUCGAUUCAGCCCACAACUUUGUGACAGAGGAAGGUAAUGGACAGCUGUGGUCAUCCGAUGUGUGCAGAGACGCUGUUGAUCCAAGCUUCUCGUAUACCGAGCAGCAGUUUGAGCCAAUCCCCUCUGUGUUCUCGUCUCAAAGUGGAUUGCAUUUGGAAGACAUGGUGCCUCAAAUGAACACAGGGAAAUCACAGUCAGUCGUGGUGAGCGCAGCACGAGUGAAAAGACGAGCCAGAACGUUUGGAUGUAAGAGACCGCAACCAGACGAAGGACACAGUGCGUUAUCUCAGAUAAACACCAUGGAUCAGUGCUUGAUUCCUCAACAAUCACAACAUCAGUACAGAGACUCUCCUCACACGAGGAACCCAAACGAGGAUUUGAUGUCGCCAAACCCAGGGCACAGCCGCAGCGGCUUCAGCCUGGCGAGGAGGAUGAGGACGCCCUGGAGGUCCGGCAUCGGCGAGAAGAGGUUCAGCUGCACGUACUGCGACAAAAGCUUCAUGAGGUUCAGUCAGCUCAAAGAGCACCUGAGGAGUCACACGGGGGAGAAACCGUUCAGCUGCCUGCAGUGCGGCAGGAGCUUCACCAAACAGUGCAAUCUCAUCAGACACGCAGUCGUCCACUCCGGAGAGAAGCCCUAUGAGUGCUCGCUGUGUGGGAAGUGCUUCACCCAGCGCUCCAGCCUGAAGUCGCAUCAGAAAACAGCACACUGAGCUCACAUGGGGUUUAUUUAAUAUAUCACAUAAUUUGGCGACGUAUCGCUAAAAUUAUUGUUUGUUUUCAUUGUUGUUUUAUUGAAUUACUUUGGUUUAAAACAGUUUUAUAUUAUGAUAUUUAAAAUUUUGAUAUAAUGAAAGAGAUUAGUCUGGAAACACAGUAUCAUUGUUAAUCUUAAAGGGUCAUUCCAGUGUGGUGGCAAGUUCAAGUACAAAUCAUGUACACAGAUUCACAUCUUUGCUUUUUUCCUAGUAUUUUUCCUACCGCUCCAAGCAGCCAAAAGCAUCUAUUCUUUUUCACACUGUUUUAAAAACACUCAGUGGACUCUUGAACCUUACAUGUGUGGUUUAAUCCAUCACACUAAACACUUUUCACAACAAUAGCUGACAAAAAUGCUUGUGUAGAAUUUAACUGGACACUGAAACUAGACGAAUAACACAUUAAAAUUUCUAACCACAGUAAAUGGUCAGUAUAUCCAAUCUGUAGGGAAUGUGUCAGAAAAUGCAAUGCACUGGUGUGGUUGUUGUCCCUGCUUUGAAAGGCUCUGUAACUGUAAAAUGAGUGACACACACCUACUUUAUUCAGAUCAGCACUUCUGAUAUGUUGUGUAUAACAGUCACAUUGUCACAUUUUAUUGUGAGACUGCUUGUUUUUUAUGUUGGACUGUUGUGACAUACAAUGAUGCACAUUAGGAAACUCCACACAGACAGAAACAUGAAAGAUUCACUCAUUAAAAUGACGCAGAUAAUGAA